Molecule: messenger RNA, 3350 nt
Organism: Callithrix jacchus (white-tufted-ear marmoset)
Lineage: Eukaryota; Metazoa; Chordata; Mammalia; Primates; Cebidae
Gene: SEPTIN10
Product: septin 10
Molecular function (GO): GTP binding
Source: RefSeq, a predicted model, not a curated record
CCGCCCACUUCCGGCCUUUCAGGGCCGCAAUCACUGCUCUGCAGUCUCCGCUUUCAUUCCUCGUGCCCUCUUUCUGGAGUCGCGGCUCUCCUUCUGCCCGCCCCCAUACUGACGCUCAGUCCUCUGAGGCGUCUAGGGCAGUCCCUGCGAGGGGCUUGCUUCGCGCUCGCCAAGCGCUCAGCGUGUUCUAUAGGGCCUCCGCCCCGACCCCGCCCCGCGUCCCCUCUUCCCGUCUCCCGCCUCCGGAGGCCGCCUUCUCGGCCCCGCCCUUGUCCCUUCACUGUCUACGAGGCGGUCCCACCCCGUGCCCCGCGCCCCUCCCGUUAGUGCAGCCCUCCCGCUUUCCCGCCGCCGUCGCCAAGACCAGCAGCUCGGGGCCGGGCUGACACCGCCGCUUCGCCUCACCCCCGCCCUCGACCAUGGCAUCCUCCGAAGUGGCGCGGCACUUGCUCUUUCAGUCUCACAUGGCAACGAAAACAACUUGUAUGUCUUCACAAGAAUCUGAUGAUGAACAGAGAAAAAGAGAAAACAUUCGUUCCUUGACUAUGUCUGGCCAUGUUGGUUUUGAGAGUUUGCCUGAUCAGCUGGUGAACAGAUCCAUUCAGCAAGGUUUCUGCUUUAAUAUUCUCUGCGUUGGGGAAACUGGAAUUGGAAAAUCAACACUGAUUGACACAUUGUUUAAUACUAAUUUUAAAGACCAUGAAUCCUCACAUUUUUGCCCAAAUGUUAAACUUAAAGCUCAGACAUAUGAACUCCAGGAAAGUAAUGUUCGAUUGAAAUUGACCAUUGUGAAUACAGUGGGAUUUGGUGACCAAAUAAAUAAAGAAGAGAGCUACCAACCAAUAGUUGACUACAUAGAUGCUCAGUUUGAGGCCUAUCUCCAAGAAGAACUGAAGAUUAAGCGUUCUCUCUUUACCUACCACGAUUCUCGCAUCCAUGUGUGCCUCUACUUCAUUUCACCGACAGGCCACUCUCUGAAGACACUUGAUCUCUUAACCAUGAAGAACCUUGACAGCAAGGUAAACAUUAUACCAGUGAUUGCCAAAGCAGAUACGGUUUCUAAAACUGAAUUACAGAAGUUUAAGAUCAAGCUCAUGAGUGAAUUGGUCAGCAAUGGCGUCCAGAUAUACCAGUUCCCAACAGAUGAUGACACUAUUGCUAAGAUCAAUGCUGCGAUGAAUGGACAGUUGCCGUUUGCUGUUGUGGGAAGUAUGGAUGAGGUGAAAGUUGGAAACAAGAUGGUCAAAGCUCGCCAGUACCCUUGGGGUGUUGUACAAGUGGAAAAUGAAAACCACUGUGACUUUGUAAAGCUGCGGGAAAUGCUCAUUUCUACAAACAUGGAGGACCUGCGAGAACAGACCCAUACCAGGCACUAUGAGCUUUAUAGGCGCUGCAAACUGGAGGAAAUGGGCUUUACAGAUGUGGGCCCAGAGAACAAGCCGGUCAGUCUUCAAGAGACCUAUGAAGCCAAAAGACAUGAGUUUCAUGGUGAGCGUCAGAGGAAGGAAGAAGAAAUGAAGCAAAUGUUUGUGCAGCGAGUAAAGGAGAAAGAAGCCAUAUUGAAAGAAGCUGAGAGAGAGCUACAAGCCAAAUUUGAGCACCUUAAGAGACUUCACCAAGAAGAGAGAAUGAAGCUCGAAGAAAAGAGAAGACUUUUGGAAGAAGAAAUAAUUGCUUUCUCUAAAAAGAAAGCUACCUCUGAGACAUCCCACAACCAGUCCUUUCUGGCAACAGGCAGCAAUCUGAGGAAGGACAAGGACCGUAAGAAGGAACAAAGCUGUCGAUUCGAACUCCUGUGUGUUGAUGUCAGAGCUUGUGAAGCCAAUGAUGGACGUAAAGAUGCAGAGAAAGCUCCAAUUUUUUGUAAAACAGAAGUUCCAGAGCACAGAAGGUCAUCAUCACAAGCAAACUUCAUUAAAAAAAAGCAACUAGAAGUGUGCUUUGAUUUUGUUGUUUUUAUUUGCUUUGUCACUUCGUCUAUAUUUGGCGAACAGCCACAGUUACUGUAUUUAUGGAAAAGUACCUUCAAGCACAAGGUCAAUAUGUAAGCCAGAGUGAAUUAUAUUAUGAGUUGAACAUAAUUAUGAGUUGAACAUCUCUAAUUCAAAAAUCUGAAAUCCAAAAGCUUCAAAAAUCUAAAUCUUUUUGAGCACUGACUUGACCCUACCUGACACCUUUGCUUUCUUAUGCUUUAAACAGAUUUUGUUUCUUGCACAAAAUUACAAAAAAUGUUGUAUAACUUACUUUCAGGCUAUAUGUAUAAGGUGUAUGUGAAACAUAAAUGAAUUAUGUAAUUCGAGCCAGGUCCCAUUGUGUAUAUGCAGAUAUUCUAGAAACUGAAAUCUGAAACAUUUCUGAUGGCUGGCAUUUUGGAUAAGGGAUACUUAGCUUGUACCUAUAUAUUCACUGUCGUUAGAAAUUUUUAAGUUGCUGUUUUGUGAUGACUAAAUCUUUUCUCUUGCUACCAAGCUAUUGUCACUGCAGUGCAUUAUACCAAAGAGCACAGUGUCAGUGCCAUUGAAAAUAUAGAACCCAUUCAUAUUGGGGCUGUCUCAUUGCAUUUAUAGUCCAAGAUGAACCUUUUUUAUAUAUACUAAAUAUUUUGGGGAAUUCUGUUUUGGAGUAUAUUAUAGAGCUAAAACUCUAACCUCUUAAUAGUUUUAUAGAACUAAAAUUUUUGAUACAGUUACCCUAUUUGGUGAUACCCUCUUAAGCUUUUGUGUCAAAUUAAACAUAUUACUUCAUGCUUCAGGAUGCCUUAUUGUGGCUGAUGUAUUACUGCUGUGAAACAAAAUAUCUUUAAAAGUUAAAACAUCCAACUAUAUUAACUCUUUUUUUCCUGAGAAAGUACCUUUGAACAUGGGUGUAUCACAGUUUUCAUUAGGAAAACAUUUCAUUACAUACUUGUUUAAACUCUGCCUUCCAGGGGAAAAAUAAUAAGGUUGAAUCAUUUUAUUAAAAAUAUUUUUUAAAAACAUAUGAACAUCUGAAUAUUAAACAUAUAAAAAUGCAGAUUAAUUCAUAUUUUAUGUGAUGUUUGCAUUUAGUGCCUUACUAUUCUCAAUACUUUAAUGAUUUCUAACAUUUAACAUUCAUAAAUUUUCAUUUUUUGUACUUGAAUAUUCUAAAUAAAACUGACAUUUACUCUUGACAAAUAAAACAUAUCUAUAUAUUUACUAAAAUGUGUUUAAUUUUCCUUUUUGAAAACUUAUUUUAAAAAUAAUCACAUUUUUUAAUUAUUUUGAAGAUGAGGUAUUUUAUGAAUAUUUUCAGACAAAACUUAUUAGUCUGUGUCAGAUUGUGAGCAAUCAAAGUCAUCUAAGUUGUAAAUAAAGCCUUGCAUAGCACAA